CUACAGUUCUACUUCCAACAAAGAGUGUCUGCUACUAUAUUAUGAUUAUCUUUUAUAUUCUGACCUCUCCAACGGAAAGAAAGUUAGCAAAAAAGUAAAAGAAAAAAACUUUCCCUUUUACCAAACAAAAAAGACAGAAGCGAAGUUAAAGUUAGAAUUUUUGGUUUGGAUUCCUAUUCUCUUGUCUGAUCUCCUACUCUCUCAAGCUCCCAGCUCCUAUUUUCUGAUCUGGGUCUGCAAAUUCAAGCCACAAAGUGAAGUGGGUCUCUCUCUCCCUCCCACUCUCUUUGCUUUGCUUUGUUUGGCUCUUUAUGGGGGGUUUGGGUGGGCUUAAAUGUUGGUUUGGUCAUUUUUCAGGUAGAGAUCUUACGUAAACAUUAGUGGGUGUUUGGUCUUUUCUGGUUUUUAUGAUUUUAUAUGCUGAAGAGACCAAUGAUAUUUUAUUCUAUUGUAAAUUAGAUGCAAAAUAAUAAUGGGUUCUGGUUGUCAUUUGUUUAUAACAGAAUCAGCAUAAUUUUUGUUGUAUGAUUGUGAUUGCUAAAGUAAAAAACAAAGAUUGAUUUUUGUUCUUUUGGUGAGCGAAAAGGAACCCACUGUUAUCUUUUUUUUCCCUUUUUUGAAUUGGAGUGUAUCUACUCUUUGAAAGAAGCCCACAUAUUAUUGUGACUAUUUUGUUUAUUUGUAGCUUUGUAUUUUUAAAUUUUAACUUUUAGGUUCUUCUUUGAUGUCUGCUGGGGUGGGGUUAGAAUUUGUCUCAGCUAAGGGUAGUGAUUUGUGAUUAAAAGGAGCUGUUUUUCCCCCAUACUUUCAUUGUGUUUGAGUUGUUUUGGAGAGAGAAACCCAUCUUGCUAUUGUGGAGAUCUGGGACUUGUUUCAUCUCUUAUGCCCGAUGAGGACUUUCUUUCCCUCUGAGUCUUGUAAAGAAACACAGCUCAAUGCUCUCAAUCCACAGUCUUGGCUCCAAGUUGAAAGAGGGAAACUUUCCAAACUUUCAUUGCAUCCUUCUUCUUCUUCUUCUUCAUCCAUAGAAUCUUUUAUCAAGGUCCCUGAGCCACAGAUACUCCCAUUCUUUAAACCUGUUGAUUAUGUAGAAGUUUUAGCUCAAAUUCAUGAAGAACUCGAAUCAUGUCCUCCGCAAGAGAGGUCAAACCUCUGUUUAUUACAAUUUCAGGUGUUUAGAGGCCUUGGAGAGGUUAAAUUGAUGCGGAGAAGCCUCCGCGCAGCUUGGCAGAAGGCUAGCACUGUUCAUGAGAAGCUUGUAUUUGGGGCAUGGUUGAAGUAUGAGAAGCAAGGGGAAGAUCUUAUUGCUGACUUGCUUGGCACUUGUGUGAAAUGUGCACAAGAGUUUGGGCCUAUUGAUGUAGCAUCUCAGCUUCCCCUUAAUUUAAAUGUUAAUUCCCAUGAGUGUGUUUCAAUGAAUGGGAACCAAGUUUCGAGGAAUGUUAGUUUUAGAAUUGGAGAUGAGAAAAUAGUUUGUGAUAGGCAGAAAAUCUCUAGCCUUUCAGCCCCAUUUAAUGCUAUGCUAAAUGGGUGUUUCACAGAAUCACUUUGUGAGGACAUUGAUAUGUCUGAAAACAAUAUCUCGCCAUCAGGUAUGAGGGCAGUUAAGGAAUUUAGUAUGACAGGCAGUUUAAGUGAAGUCCCUCCAAAUCUCUUGCUGGAAAUAUUAUUUUUUGCAAACAAGUUUUGUUGUGAAAGGCUCAAAGAUGCUUGUGAUAGGAAACUCACAUCUCUGGUUUGCUCUAGAGAAGAUGCAGUGGAACUCAUGGAAUAUGCUCUUGAAGAAAAUACUCCAAUUUUAGCAGCCGCAUGUUUGCAAAUUUUUUUACGUGAACUACCUGAUUGUUUGAAUGAUGAUCGGGUGGUGGAGAUAUUUAUUAAUGCUAAUAGACAACAAAGAUCAAUCAUGGUUGGGCCAGCCUCAUUUUCCCUAUACUGUUUAUUAAGUGAAGUUGCCAUGAACCUUGAUCCUAGGUCUGGUAAAACAGCUUGUUUCCUAGAAAAGCUGAUUGAGUUUGCUGAAACAGACCGGCAGAGACUAUUGGGGCUUCAUCAAUUGGGAUGUGUGAGGUUGAUGAGGAAAGAGUACGAUGAAGCCGAACAUCUUUUUGAGGCAGCUUUGAACGCUGGCCAUAUUUAUUCUGUUGCAGGUUUGGCUAGAGUUGGUUACAUCAAGGGUCAUAAACUUUGGGCCUAUGAGAAGCUCAGCUCUGUAAUUUCCACUGUUACCCCACUUGGUUGGAUGCACCAGGAGAGAUCAUUAUACUGUGAAGGUGAUAAGAGGAAGGAGGACCUUGAGAAAGCAACUGAAUUGGACCCAACUCUUACUUAUCCCUACAUGUAUCGGGCUGCUUCAUCAAUGAGGAAACAGAAUGCUACAGAUGCGCUUAAAGAAAUUAAUCGGGUUCUUGGGUUUAAACUUGCAUUAGAAUGCUUGGAGCUUCGGUUUUGCUUCUUUUUGGCACUUGAGAAUUAUCAGUCAGCCCUUUGUGAUGUUCAGGCUAUUCUCACACUUUCCCCUGAUUAUAGGAUGUUUGAGGGACGGGUGGUAGCAUCCCAGCUCCGUACUCUUGUGCAUGAGCAUGUAGAUAAUUGGACUACAGCAGAUUGUUGGAUGCAAUUGUAUGAGCGGUGGUCUUCAGUUGAUGAUAUUGGGUCUCUGUCCGUUAUCUACCAGAUGCUUGAAUCUGAUGCAGCAAAAGGGAUUUUAUACUUCAGACAGUCUUUGCUUCUUUUGAGGUUGAACUGUGCUGAGGCAGCCAUGCGGAGUUUACAAUUAGCUCGCCAACAUGCAUCCAGUGAACAUGAACGGCUGGUCUAUGAGGGAUGGAUCUUAUAUGAUACUGGUCAUUGUGAGGAAGGGCUCCAGAAAGCAGAAGAGUCUAUCAAAAUCAAGAGGUCCUUUGAGGCCUUCUUCCUGAAAGCCUAUGCAUUGGCUGACUCUAGCCAAGAUCCAUCUUGUUCUUCAACUGUUGUUUCACUUCUUGAAGAUGCAUUGAAGUGUCCGUCAGACAGGCUUCGUAAAGGUCAGGCACUGAACAAUCUCGGAAGCGUUUAUGUAGACUGUGGGAAGUUAGACUUAGCAGCUAAUUGUUACAUUAAUGCCCUUAACAUCCGGCACACACGAGCCCACCAGGGCCUAGCUCGUGUUCAUUUUCUCAGAAAUGAUAAGUCUGCUGCAUAUGAUGAAAUGACCAAACUGAUUGAGAAGGCUCGGAACAAUGCAUCUGCCUAUGAGAAGAGGUCUGAGUACUGUGAUCGUGAUUUUACAAAGGCGGAUCUGGAGAUGGUCACCCAAUUAGAUCCCCUCCGGGUGUACCCUUACAGAUAUCGAGCUGCAGUGUUAAUGGACAGCCACAAAGAAAAUGAAGCCAUUGCUGAACUAUCAAGAGCAAUUUCAUUCAAAGCAGACGUUCACCUUCUACAUCUGCGGGCUGCGUUCCACGAGCACGUUGGCAAUGUCUUAGGUGCACUACGUGACUGUCGAGCAGCUCUUUCUGUUGAUCCAAACCAUCAAGAAAUGUUGGAGCUUCACAGCCGUGUAUACAGCCAUGAACCAUGAAUUAGAAAAAGAAAAUUGUAAGAUUGGAAAAAAAAGAAAAGAAAAGAAAGACAAG
Quercus lobata is the source of this 3617-nucleotide messenger RNA. RefSeq names its product ETO1-like 1 (gene EOL1). Gene Ontology annotation, biological process: negative regulation of ethylene-activated signaling pathway. The record is from RefSeq and is a predicted model, not a curated record. Lineage: Eukaryota; Viridiplantae; Streptophyta; Magnoliopsida; Fagales; Fagaceae. The coding region runs from base 890 to 3562 and encodes 890 amino acids. The transcript has 5 exons. Gene Ontology annotation, molecular function: protein binding.